UAUCGAUAACACGAUAGCAAACAGCUGUUUUUUUGGCUGGAAACGAGAUUUGUGACUCGAAAACUGACAAAAUAAACACAUUUGUUUGCGAUUGAAACGGCUUUGCUGUAUAUUUAAAGCAUCGGAAAGCACAACUCCGACGUAAUGGUCAUUACAAGCAAUACAACACUGCCGGAGGAGGCAGAGCUGUCCACACAGGAGCUGAAUCUAUCGUCGGCUGCACUGCGCGCUGGUGCUUUUCACUUGGGCAAGCAAUGCGAAGCAGCCAACAAUGAGUUUAUGCUCUGUCGGCAGGAGCUGGAUGAUCCGCGAGCCUGCCUGGGCGAGGGACGAGCCGUCACCGGCUGUGCCGUGGACUUCUUCCGCAAGGUGAAGAAGAGCUGCCAUGAGGAGUUCAUGCAAUACGCAACUUGCCUGGACAAGAGCAGCGGAACAAUGGCUUUCGGACAUUGCCGUAAGACUCAGGGUGUCUUUGACAAGUGCGUAAAGGACAACUUUGACUGGGAGCGUCCUUCCUAUGGUUAUUUUGCGCGUGCCAAGGUCAUUGAGACUGCACGCAAGGCGCCCGAGAAGGAGCCAAUCACAUCGUAUCCAGAUGCCACACCCGGUCUGCCAGCGGAUUAUCCAACACCACCAGCCAAAUACGGAUCACGCUUCUUCUGGCUGGAAUAGUUAUUGAGGCUUAGUGAAAUUGGGCAGCCUGAUGAUAGCCUUAAUUUGUAAUUUACAACAUGCAUAAACUCUUGUUUCCAUUAGUA
This is a messenger RNA of Drosophila grimshawi, 758 nucleotides long. It is a transcript of the gene ND-19, whose product is annotated as NADH dehydrogenase [ubiquinone] 1 alpha subcomplex subunit 8. Bases 145 to 672 code for a protein of 175 amino acids. The transcript is spliced from 4 exons. The record is from RefSeq and is a predicted model, not a curated record. Gene Ontology annotation, biological process: mitochondrial electron transport, NADH to ubiquinone. Lineage: Eukaryota; Metazoa; Arthropoda; Insecta; Diptera; Drosophilidae.